CCUUCUGUGCAGUGCUGCAUUCUGGGUAAGCCGCGUCGUUCCAGGCACGAGAGUUUCAAACCAAAGUUUGCAACCCUGAAUCUUUGAUAGUUUGUAGAACUUUAAGCACAAGCACAGUCGUGACACCUUGGUAGCAUUUAGCUCAAAAGUUUGAGAGCGGCUCCAGGCUGGAAUCCAGUGUUGGGUUCUAGGUCUACGACUGGAUCCCAGCUAAGCUACGCGGUCACAUAUUGUGGACCACUAUGCAACGUGAAGCAUGCAGGAUGAGUGGAGGGGUCCAGGAGCCUGCCAUGGCGGGGAUGAUCACUUUAGAUGACCUGGACAACAUGACAGAUGAGUUGGGGUCAGACUCCGCUUAUAACAGUAACGGGAGUGUGGAGGAAGAAGUGGAGCCCAUGGAAGAUGGCGAACAAGACAGACUACUGAACUACUGGCAAACCGUGGCCAGAGGACAUGAGGUGGAGGUGCCAAAUGAGAUGGCAGAGCCCAUUCAGCAGCUGACACGGAAUGGCAGAACAGAGGAACGGCAGAGGGUGCCCUUCCUGCUUCUCAGUUGCAAAGAAAAGUGUGGUGAAACACUGUAUGAAAAAAGGCAAUAUGGAAAAGCCAAGUGGGCCUGCAUCAAGAUGCAAGAGGAAAGAUAUGAACAAAGUAUCUGCAUGGGGUUCAUGAAGCUUAUGAGAUACAUCUGUGAGCAGAAUUCUACAGGCUCAUAUUUGGGAAUGACCAUUCCAGUUCUUACAACUGUGCACACAGAUGAAGCAAACACAGGAAUCACACGUGCUGUCACAGUGGCAUAUUAUAUCCCCUCCCAUCUUCAAGCCAACCCACCUCAACCUACAGAUCAGGAUAUCAUCAUAGAAGAGUGGCCACCCACUGUGGUCUUCUCCAGGGAAUUUCCCGGAGUCACCAAUGAGGAGUCUAUUAUGCGAGAAAUAUCCCAGCUGGCAGAGCAUCUAGACUCCCCUGAUCUGUGUUUGCAGGACACAUUUAUAGUGGCAGGAUACACAAACCCCGCCGCCGCCAACAGGAGAAAUGAGAUCUGGUUCUUAGAGAGAGCGUGAGCCCUGCUAAGUUGUUGUACACCUCAGACUCCAGUGGUACCCCCAUGGUGAAAAAAAAAGAGUUCAGUGGAGGAGGAACAAGACUCG
Messenger RNA from Nanorana parkeri, 1151 nucleotides. RefSeq names its product heme-binding protein 1-like. The transcript has 5 exons. The record is from RefSeq and is a predicted model, not a curated record. Lineage: Eukaryota; Metazoa; Chordata; Amphibia; Anura; Dicroglossidae. The coding region runs from base 243 to 1064 and encodes 273 amino acids.